Molecule: messenger RNA, 3213 nt
Organism: Sycon ciliatum
Lineage: Eukaryota; Metazoa; Porifera; Calcarea; Leucosolenida; Sycettidae
Product: zinc metalloproteinase-disintegrin-like berythractivase
Exons: 1
Coding region: 231-3011 (926 amino acids)
Biological process (GO): proteolysis
Molecular function (GO): metalloendopeptidase activity
Source: RefSeq, a predicted model, not a curated record
UGUGCAGAACACAAAGUUCGUGCGAAAAUUCGUACACACUUUCGCAAGGCCUGUCGCGAAACUUCGUUCGAACUUUCGUUGUGCAGAACCUCUCUAAUGAAGCGGGACAUUCCAACAUUGCAAGUAGGAGAAAGCCACGAUUGGCGAUUCUCGCCCCAAAGUUAGAGGAAACUGUGUUACUACUCCAAGUAGAGAAAACUAACUCAGCUACGACUACAAGCUAGUUGGCAAUGGCAGCGUCUAGUCAGCAGAAUUCUAGUUUGGAGUUUGCUCGUGUCCUUGGAAUCAUCACACUCAUAUUGAUGCUUAGUCGUUGCUGUGCUCACGUGGAUGCGGAGAGCAGGGGCAGCAACCAUGCUGAUAUAGCUGUCGAGGCUCGAGAACGUAUCAGCAAGAUGACGGAUGAGUAUGAAGUAGUGCAUAUCGACAUGGCACAACACCUUAGUGAUGUUGAGCAUGCCAGCAAUCGUGGCAAGAGAGAUGCCACAGCACAAGGACAACAUGAUGAUCAGUCUAGCAGUGAGCAUGUACAUGUACACCAUCCGCCAACCAGCAGCUUCCAAAUACGGGCAUUUGGAAAGACGGUGACAUUAGAUCUGAAGCAGAACACUGAGCUGAUUCCUGCUUCGUUUAAAGUCUUCACAUUCAAUUCAAUCGAUGAGAGUCCUGUGAUUACUCGUGGAGCAGUCAACUGUUAUUACCAUGGGACAGUGCGUGGCUUGCAGAACGUCAGUCAUGCUCAGUCCACCCUUCACAAACACAGGAAACGGCAGCAAAGUAGUACUGAUGCCAGUGAAGAGAGCAGCACCGCUGUGAUAUCUACAUACGUCGCUGUGAGCACAUGCAAUGGUUUGAGUGGAUCAUUUGGUUUUGAACAGUAUGCUGGCCAUGGAGAAGAGGAUCCAGCCAGAGCUAGCAGCAGCAACAGCAGUAGCAAUGAGCAAGUUAAAGCGUACUCUGAAAGAUAUAUGAUUGAACCACUGGUCAGCCAGACAUCUAAACCUGGUACGUAUCCACACGCCGUCUUCAAAGAAUCCACAUACAAGAUGAGCAAAGAAGAUCCGUUGAAAGGAGGGUGUGCGACACACUUGAAUAUAUCAGCUACAAAGAACACCAGCAGAGGAACUGCAGGUGAGAAGCAGCGGUGGGAUUUUCCUGAUGACGGGUUGGCUGGUUUAGCUUCAGCAGCACGCAAACGUGUGAAGAGGAGUAGCAGUACAGGAGGAGGACGAGAUCCAGCAAUGUAUGUGGAACUUGCUCUGGCUUCUGAUUACUCAUAUACUAAAGCAUAUGGUGGUCUUAGUCUAGAUGGCUCCAAAAACUUUGUUGCAUCAAUGCUGAAGCUUGUAAACGAGGUCGAUAUUCGUUUUCAGGAGCUUAAUGUCCGUAUUAUCCUUGUAACUAUCUUCAUAUUUACUCAGUCACCUGGCCCUUUGAACUUGGAUGGAGAUUCAGGGAUUAACAAUCUCAGAAAAGUGCGUCUAUUUUCAGCACAACACCUCCAGCCAAUUGUUCACUAUGAUAUGAUUCAUUAUUUCAGCGCUCAGCGGCUGACAAGUCCUGGAAUUGCCGGGCGUCCUUUUAUCGGUGAUAUUUGCAACAACUACCGUCAAGGAUUGGAAGGACAAGAAACGCGUUAUCCUAUCCAUGCAGGCUUGCUUGCCCAUGAGAUUGGCCACAAUUUGGGAUUUAAACAUGUUUUCCCACCGUGCGCUUGUAACAAGCCUGGCUGUUAUAGCACAAUGUCUAUAGGUUCCGGUUCAGUAUGGUCUAACUGCACAAUUGAUUGGUUUAACAAACAGCGAUCAGAUCCAAGCAGGAAGUGUUAUCUGAACAAGCCCUCACCAGCGCUCUCCAACGUGGUGUGUGGAAAUGGCAUUGUGGAGGCAGGCGAAGACUGCGAUUGCGGCCUGCACCAGUACUGCAAGGAUGCCUGCUGCAACGCAACAACAUGCCGUUACACACCCGGUUCCCAGUGUAGUCUAGGUGAAUGCUGUAGUAACUGUACUAUCCUGCCAGCUGGCACACUCUGCAGGCCGGCCAAAGGCCAAUGCGACCUGCCAGACUACUGUGAUGGAAGACAAGACAGGUGUUCAGCAGAUGACCUCGCACAGUUCGGGGCAUACUGUGAGGCAGUAGGUCAGCCUGGCACUUGCCGGCAGGGCUCGUGCGGGAACAUUGAUACGCAAUGCCACGAAUGGUUCCCACCCUCUCCGGGUAAUCCCGCUAUAGCUAUCUCCUCUGCAAGGUGCUCCAAAUUGAAUAAUGUAGGUAGCACUAAGGGUAACUGUGGUUUAAAUAGCAGGAAAGAACCUAUUCCUUGCAAGCCAGAGAAUGCUUUGUGUGGUUCUCUCACGUGUGGUCACACUAGUCUAGGGUUCUGUCACAUACAACAGCUGUAUCUUUUUUUCGAUAAUCGUCCCACUGUGUAUGUGGAUAAUGGCAGCCCGUGUGGCAAUGGUUUAGCCUGCUGGAACAAGGAAUGUGUGAACACCUCCAUACUGCAGUCUGGUGCCUGGAGGUGUCCUCAAGCUAAUGGACUCGGCUGCUCGGGUAAUGGCGUAUGCACACACAGGAACGUGUGUCGCUGUGAAAUUGGCUGGCAAGGCACUAACUGCAAUCGUCAAGCCGGUACACUAGACGCAGGCCUAUCAGGUGGCAGUAUUGCUGGACUUGUUAUCGGUCUGAUACUCGCAUCACUGUUGUGUGCCGCCUUUAUUGCACUUUAUCUCAAGCGGAAGCAAAAUGUGGCCAUCGCUCGAGCAAUACCACGACCUUCACACCACCGUCAUUUACGCGUUGCCUCCGAAGAGAGAACCAGAGACCAACCAGGCGCUACAGACGGUCAUGGUGAAGAGCGCAUGGGGAAAUCAGUGACCUCUGCAGAUCCGGGUAUACCUGACUCUGGGCCAAACAUCAUCGGCCAGGCACCUGGUCGACCAAGUCAACCACCAACCAGGCCUGCUCGGCCAUCUGCACCCGCUGCAUAUACAAAUGACUAUGCAAGUUAGCCCAGUUACACCCCCUGCACAUUUUUAAGUAAACACAUGUGAAAGUUUUGUAACAAACUCUCACCGUUCUCUUCUCUGACCUCCUUAAGGCCUUCAUGCAUUAUCCCCUGUACACUUUACACCUGGAAUAGUUUUUACUCGGUUUUAACAAUUCGUGACACAGAUAUUCUUUAGGUGUUUUGAAAUCACUUUUUUGUGCCAG